Messenger RNA from Hevea brasiliensis (rubber tree), 1853 nucleotides. Its product is annotated as putative pectinesterase/pectinesterase inhibitor 22. Bases 56 to 1675 code for a protein of 539 amino acids. The transcript has 2 exons. The record is from RefSeq and is a predicted model, not a curated record. Gene Ontology annotation, biological process: cell wall modification. Gene Ontology annotation, molecular function: pectinesterase activity; pectinesterase inhibitor activity. NCBI's taxonomy places the organism in Eukaryota, Viridiplantae, Streptophyta, Magnoliopsida, Malpighiales, Euphorbiaceae.
UCUUCUUUUUUAAAGAUCAUAAAACAUUUCCUUUCUCUGCCCCAUCAUUGCCAAAAUGUCCUUUGCUAAUUUUCUGUUUAUUUUAAUGCUCCUGCCUUCUUCUCUGCAAGCCUUUUCCAAUGUAAACCCAUCACCGUCAACCCAACAAACAUUCAACACACAAGAUUUGAUCAUGCAAACUUGCACCGGUGUCGAAAACCAGGAUUCAUGCCUGUGGAACAUGCAAUCUGAGCUCCAAAAAACAGGUUCCUCUAAUGCAGCUUCAGUUCUGAGUGCUGCCCUUCAGAAUUCCGUCAAUGAAGCAAGGUUAGCCAUUGAUAUGAUCACAAAAUUCAAUUCUUUGUCUAUCAGCUACCGCGAACAAGUAGCCAUUGAAGAUUGCAAAGAACUUCUCGAUUUCUCAGUCUCCGAGCUGGCUUGGUCGUUGGCAGAGAUGGGGAAAAUUCGAGCAGGCGACAAGAAUGUUCGCUAUGAAGGGAAUCUAAAAGCAUGGCUCAGUGCUGCACUGAGUAACCAAGACACAUGCCUUGAAGGCUUUGAAGGCACAGACCGACAUCUGGAGAACUUCGUGAAAGGAAGCCUGAAGCAAGUGACGCAGCUAAUUGGCAAUGUAUUAGCUCUAUAUACCCAACUCCACAGCAUGCCCUUUAAACCAUCACGAAAUGGUACGACCACAAAUUCGAGUCCAGAGUUCCCUGAGUGGAUGACAGAAGGUGAUCAAGAGCUCCUAAAGUUCAGUUCUCUUGGUGUGCAUGUAGAUGCCAUUGUGUCCUUGGACGGGAGUGGCCAUUACCGUACCAUUACAGAGGCACUUAAUGAAGCUCCAAGUUACAGCAACAGGAGGUACAUCAUAUAUGUGAAGCAGGGAGUUUACAGAGAGAACAUUGACAUGAAGAAGAAGAAAACCAAUAUUAUGCUCGUAGGGGACGGUAUUGGGAAAACUGUGGUGACGGGUAAUCGCAAUUUCAUGCAAGGAUGGACUACAUUUAGAACGGCCACUGUGGCUGUCUCUGGAAAAGGAUUCAUAGCAAGAGAUAUGACAUUUCGUAAUACGGCCGGACCAAAGAACCAUCAAGCAGUGGCUCUCCGGGUCGAUUCCGACCAAUCAGCCUUCUACCGGUGCAGCAUGGAAGGCUACCAAGACACCCUCUACGCUCACUCUCUACGCCAAUUCUACCGUGAAUGUGAUAUUUAUGGAACCAUAGAUUACAUAUUUGGCAAUGGUGCAGCAGUGUUCCAAAAAUGCAAGAUAUACACAAGAGUCCCACUGCCCUUGCAAAAGGUCACAAUAACAGCCCAAGGCAGGAAAAACCCACAUCAAAGCACUGGAUUUUCAAUCCAAGAUAGCUACAUUUUUGCCACACAACCUACCUAUUUAGGAAGGCCCUGGAAGCAAUUUUCUAGGACAGUUUUCAUGAAUACGUAUGUGGGUGGGUUGGUUCAGCCUAGAGGGUGGCUUGAAUGGUAUGGUAACUUUGCCUUGAGCACAUUGUGGUACGGUGAAUAUAGGAACUAUGGGCCUGGGGCAUCCCUAUCAGGCCGGAUCAAAUGGCCGGGAUACCACAUUAUCCGCGAUGCUGCCACGGCCAAGUUCUUUACUGCAGGUGAAUUCAUCGACGGUAUGUCGUGGCUUCCAUCAACCGGCGUAAAGUUCACGGCUGGUUUGAGCAAUUAAUUAUAUGUACUAAUUGUAUAGUGUUAUAAGCCAAACCCAGCAACUGGAGGAUGCAAUUUGGGCCUUGAUUCAUAUGUAUAAUUUUACUGUAAUAUAACAAAGAGAGCUAGUUGAUAUUUGUUUGAACUUUGGUAAGAUAUCUCUUGUGUCUAGUGUAAUGAAAUCUGCUUAUUGAAAA